UGUACUGUUGUUUCGAUGUGACAGAUCUGAUGGCUAUGGAGGGUCGGCUCUCCUCGUUAAUAAUCGUGUUCCACUGUCGACCUUGGCACUUUCUGCUCUGGAUGGUGAUAUGAAUAUAGUCGCAGGUAGAGUAGAAGUGUCGUCCUACUAACAAGUUAAAGUUACACAAGAUCGGCUACAACAGCAUCUUAAAUUCCUUUUGUUUUUUGUUUCUUUUUUGUUUUUUAAAUCACAAGCACGACUUGCUUCUCAUUUCACUUGUCAUUGGCAGAAUCGUCGACAUUGACAUCGACACGGAUUGCCAUAAAUAAAAAUAGAAUAGAAUAGAAUUUUGCAAAUGUCAGUUGGCACGAAAAAAUUGAAUUGUUAGUAAUAAUUUGUAUGAUUUUCGGCGACUUAUUUUUGUUGCUAAAAUGUAAUGAAAUCGAGAUAAACAUUUUGGUAUAUUUUACAGUGAAAACGCUGUUCUGUUGUGCAACAUGUUGAAAAACUACUACUUUAGUGCUGCUAGCGUAAAAACAAAACAACAUAGUAAUCUUGACAUCAUUGUGAUGUUCAUCUUUUGGUAGAAAUUUAGGAAUACCACGUCGUCGUUCUAAAAUGAGGAACUACCAUAAGUUAAUGUCAUACGUAUUGUCACAGUGUCACUGUAUUUUUACGUAAAUUUACGUCAAACAAAAUUGAACAAAAUAAUGUGAAUAGUUUAUUGCAUAAAAGAUUGAAUAAUGAAACAGUGAAAAAAUUAAUACUAACACAGAAUGGAGAGCGUUACAAAUUUUUCUAUAUCGCUUAUCAAAGGAUUCAUAGACAGCUUACGAGGUGUAACUGUACUCUUAUACUUAGAUAAAGAGAUCAAUGAGCGUGCCCUAAGUCGCUCGCCACCUACAGAAUUUGAAAACACAAAAAAUAAACAAAAACAACCCAAAGUGAAACAGGAAUCAAAAGUACUUACAAGAGUGUUACAAUCAUGCAUUCUAAACGGCUUUAUAUUUUUGCUUAGCAUAUUAAUAUUUGAAUAUGUUCUAUUGCCCGCGGUCAAGUACUUAGUAACUGUAGUGUUCGGUCACAAUCCCGGAGUGGCCCAUAAUGUAUGGGCGUGGAUGCAGCCGUUCCUGUCGAUGACUUUCAGGAUGAUAUGGGUGCUUCCAUUGUUCUUGUUGAGUAAACUAGUCAACAGUUUGUGGUUUCAAGAUAUAGCAGACAGCGCGUACCGCCACAGACGGGGGCGGCCGCAGUUCAUGUCGAGCGUCAGCAAGAUCAUUGCCGACUCGCUCUUCAGCUUGCUGGUGCAAGCACUAUUUUUAGUACAGAGUAUGUUAGUAAGUAUGCUACCAAUAACAUACAUAGGCGAGCUACUCUGCCUUAUACACAUGUGCCUACUCUACUCGCUGUACUCGUUCGAGUACAAAUGGUUCAACAUGGGCUGGGAGCUGCACAAACGGCUGACCUUCAUUGAGUCCAACUGGCCUUACUUCCUCGGCUUUGGGUUGCCGUUGGCAGUUCUGACGCAGAUACCACAGUCUUAUAUUAUUAGUGGUUGCGUGUUCUCCAUAUUCUUCCCCGUUUUUAUAUUGAGCGGCAACGAGGCUACCCCCGUUAUAGGAAGCGAGUACCCUCUCCGUCUAUUCUCGCCAGUGGUGGCGAUAUCCAACGGUAUGUUCCGAUUUGUUCGCCAGGGAGCCGAAGUAGUGACCCAACGGAAUAGGUGACUGCCACCCAACACCUAAGUUAUUGUACCUUUACAUAUAGCGAGCGGUGCAGGGUUGUGCAAACUUAGGUCUUUUUCACUAGUUGCGGAUAAAGUCUCAGUUAGUUAUCUGAUAUGCUAACUGCCAGAUAAAGGCUGCUUAUUUUUUUGCCUUUGAUAUUGCUAUCCGAGACUCCUGAAACGUUAUAUAGUUUAUCUGUCAGAUAAGUUCCUGAUAGGCUAACAGACACUUUAUCAAUAACCGGUGUAACUGGCCAUUAGUCUUGUUAUAUAUGACAUUUUCAUUGAUAGAUGGAUAUAUAUUUUUGUUAGUGAAACUUAAAUUCGAUGAAAUGGGGUUAGGAUAAGGUUCUUGCAAGUUGACUCUGAAAUACAUUGUGGAAGUAGUUUGAUAGAUAGUUCGUUAUUUUAUACUACAUCACCUUAUGUUUAUAAACCUGAAACUGAUAUAAAAUUGACACCAAAAUAAUUAAUUUUGAAACGUCAAUUUCACCAACUAUCCUUUGAGAGUUUUAUUUGAAUACCUAUCAAACUACUUCACAGAUGUCUAUCGUUGAGUCAAAGAACGAUUGUUGUAGUACGGUCAACAUAAUAAAUAUUACUAGUCAGUUCGCAACAUAUUUAUAAAUAAAUAACUAUAUAAUAUCUAGUUUUUAUCGUUCACGAAGUAUAUUAUAUAAUUACAUAUAUGAUGUUUUGUAUAAAAAUCGAGAGGCAGUUGUUGUAGUCAUAUAUUUUCAUAGUAAAGUUACAUAUAUUUACAUAUCGUACAAACGCGUUGUAGAUAUUGCAAACUAUGUACCUACUGACAAAUAACUAGAUAUAAUCUAUUUUAGUCAUAUUUCAGACCUGUUAUAACAAAGAAAUUGCAGAUUUUAAAUUUUUGGAUGACGCUUAAAUAAUUUAUGUAUUUUUGAUGCAGCGUUAAAGAACGUGAUGUGCUUAUGCCUUAACUUAAUUGUUAUUCCCGAAGUAGUUAAGCUUUGCAAUGAUUCCUUGUAAACACUAGUUUCUGAUAGUCUCGUAUAUCUACAAACUAUUUAUAUUGGUAACUUUGUUGGAUAACUAUGUUCGGGUCCGUCGGGUCGAUUUCCACUCUAGCUAGAUGCAGAUGAGUGCCAGUAGAUAACUAGAUCUUAUUUACAAAGCAAAGAACAGUGUUACAACAGGUCUUAAAUAUAUAAUACUAUUUAUAGUAAUAAUAUUUGCACAACCCUGUGACUGUAGCAACGAUUGUGUUGUCCAAAAUAAAAUACAUCUCGGUAUGUAUGUUCAUCGAUGUUCGCAUUGCUCAUGUUAUCGAAUGAACUGACGGAGGAUUUGAAUGACUGUCCAAUAUUAUAUUUUUAAUUAUCUUUUUUAAAGUCCUAUUCAAUUUUACUUUGAAUACAUAAAUAAAAUGAAAUUGGGAUACGGCAGGAGUAUGAUGAUGAUGAUGACAUAAAAUCAAGAUACAAGAGCUAUAUUUUAGUUAAUUCAAAUCUAAAAGUAUAUUCUGACAAGAUUUUUUGAGGCCAUUUAUCAUUUACGUUAUUUGAAUCAGGUAAUGGUGUCGCCCUCUAUGUCAUUAUGUCAAUGAACUUAUUGUUUUACAAAUUAAUAAUCAUGUCGGUAUUGGAUAGUCACUCAAAGUUGUUUUAUUAUAUCAAAUGGUGCCUGGAAUUAUUCACAUUUUAAACUUAAAUAAUGAGUAAUCGCUUCGUAUAAGUUGUAAUUAUAGUUUAUAUAUUAAUAUAAUUACAAUCAUUCUCAUUUAGAAAUGUCUGAAAUUGUGAUUGAUUUUUUACAUGACAUUAUUUAUUAAACGGACUGACUGAUCUA
This is a messenger RNA of Helicoverpa zea (corn earworm), 3529 nucleotides long. It is a transcript of the gene tank, whose product is annotated as etoposide-induced protein 2.4 homolog. NCBI's taxonomy places the organism in Eukaryota, Metazoa, Arthropoda, Insecta, Lepidoptera, Noctuidae. Gene Ontology annotation, molecular function: nucleic acid binding; RNA-DNA hybrid ribonuclease activity. The record is from RefSeq and is a predicted model, not a curated record. Gene Ontology annotation, biological process: macroautophagy. Bases 759 to 1709 code for a protein of 316 amino acids. The transcript is spliced from 10 exons. Gene Ontology annotation, cellular component: endoplasmic reticulum.